AUUCAUCACAAAAGGUAUAUUCGUACAUGUCACAUACAUUUAGCCUGAAGAUCUUUGUUAAGUUCUUCAAAUGCGCCAUUAACACGCCCUUCUUUUCCCCACCAUCAACCCCCUGAUACCCUUUGUAUAGAAAUCCGUAUUAAGGUUUCCUGUUCAAAGGGUUUCAUAUUCUGAUCAAGAAAAGCACCUCCAUCGCUUUUGUAUAUAUACAUUUGUAUAGGAUCGGCAUACGUACAUUUCAUGUAUCCUUGGAAGUUCUAAAAGGGGGUUUCCUGAUUCCAGAAAAUGGGAGCCUUGAGAAUUUCCCUUUUCUCGAUCCUGUUUUCCUUAGCAUUAGCAAAUGAAAAUCUUGACGCACAUACUUUUCCAAGGCCUUUGGUAAUUGAAUACCCAGGAAUUAUCGAUGAAGAUGUUCAGACAAAGUGUACAAGUUGGAGGGUUGCAGGGGAGGCUAAUAAUCUGAGGCCAUGGAAGACCAUUCCAGAAGAAUGUGGUGCGUAUGUGAAGGAGUAUAUGACAGGAAAAGGAUAUGAAAGUGAUCUUCUAUUAAUCUCUGAGGAAGCUGGAGAUUAUGCCAGAAGCGUGGAAUUGGGAGGGGAUGGAAAGGAUGUUUGGGUGUUUGAUGUGGAUGAAACUCUCAUUUCAAACCUCCCUUAUUACUCUCAGCAUGGUUUUGGGAUGGAGGUAUUUGAUGGGGUGGAGUUUGAUAAAUGGGUUGAGAAGGGAAAAGGAGGAGCAAUAAAGUCAAGCUUGAAGCUUUAUCAAGAAAUUAAAGGGUUAGGGUUCAAAGCUUUCUUGCUGACAGGAAGGAGUGAAAGGCAUAGACAAGUUACAGUAGAUAAUUUGGCAAAAGCUGGUUUCCGAGAUUGGGAUAAGCUCAUUCUUAGGUCACCGGAGGAUCAUGAAAAAUCAGCGCUGCUCUAUAAAUCCGAGAAACGGAAUCAGAUGGUAGAAGAAGGUUUCAGGAUUGUUGGUAACUCCGGCGACCAAUGGAGUGAUCUCAUUGGUUCAUCCAUUUCUCUACGCUCAUUUAAGCUUCCAAAUCCCAUGUACUACAUUGCCUAAAUACUUGUAUAAUUUAAUGCUAAUUAACUAAUUUAACUCGUGUCAACAUUAUUAGCCAUGUAUAGUGUUUGGUGCACCAAGAAUGUCAAAGUUUAUCUGGUUUUCUUGGACUUUGAAUAAGGUUGUCAUUCCAGAUAAGUGAAAUAGGUUUCGGUGCUCAGAACCAAAUAAGGGAUUGAUAAGUAAUUCAGAAAAUAAAAUAAUUUU
Molecule: messenger RNA, 1272 nt
Organism: Cuscuta epithymum
Lineage: Eukaryota; Viridiplantae; Streptophyta; Magnoliopsida; Solanales; Convolvulaceae
Source: the annotation of a GenBank genome assembly